UAUGGCGGAGACAGACCAAGACCUUGUGUUUGAAGAAUGGCUAAAGUGUUUCUCAGGAAGAUCUCAAGAGACUAUCUCCUUCCCAGAUGAGCUGGCUGCUACAGCGGAUGUAGAAGAGACAGCUGGGGAAUUCCAGGGGUUCCCUUUGGAAAAAGUAAUGAAUGAAGAUGGUGAAGGACACUUCGGAGAUGGACCACAGAGGCAGGGCGGAAGCCAUUCAGCAGGGGAUGGUCAGAGGAAUGAGGAGGAUGAGGAACUGCAUCCUCUCUCGCCAGAUGAAGUCAAUAAUGAAGACUUGAGAGGAAACUUCAGAAACCAAGUUGGACCUAAGAGGCAGAAAAGAAGCAACAUCAUCAAGAAGAGGGGUAAAACCAUUCUCCCCCAAGGGGGGGAUUUCCAAGAAGUAAUUCGCACGGUGAAGGAAACAUACAAGUGCUUGGUGUGUGGAAUGAACUUCUCAGAUCACUCCCAGUAUACUGUCCAUUUACGAAUGCACAGUGGAAAGAACACUCCCCACUGGCUGGAACGUGGAAAGACCAUGAUUCGCAGAGCAGAGCUCCUUGGACUUCAAAGAACACACAGAAGAGAGAAACCAUACAGCUGCUCAGACUGUGGCAAGAGAUUCUCAGAGAAAUCAAACCUUGUUCGACACGAAAGGAUGCAUUCAAGAGAGAAUCUAUUUAUCUGCUCAGAGACUGGAAUGACGUUCUCUGUGGGAGGCAAAGGUAAUAUACAUCUUCCAAAGCACAGUAUAAUGAAUGCAUGUAAAUGCUUUUGGUGUGGAAACUACUUCAAAUACAGAUCACAGCUCCUUGUGCACCAAAGAAUCCACAGAGGGGAGAAGCCAUUUGAAUGCUCAGAGUGUGGGAAGAGAUUCAGCCGCAGUGGCCAUCUUCAAGAACAUCUAAGAACCCACACAGGGGAGAAGCCUUUUGAAUGCUCAGAGUGUGGGGAAAAAUUCAGUUGCAGUGGCUAUCUUCAAAUUCAUCUAAGAACCCACACAGCAGUGAAACGUUUUGAAUGCUCAGAAUGUGGGAAAAGAUUCAGUCGCAGUAGCCAUCUUCAAAAUCAUCUAAAAAGCCACACAGGGGAGAAGCCUUUUGAAUGCUCAGAGUGUGGGAAGAGAUUCAGUCACAGGGACACCUUUCAAAACCACCUAAGAACCCACACAGGGGAGAAGCCUUUUGAAUGCUUAGUGUGUGGGAAGAGAUUUGUUCGCAGUGGCCAUCUCCAAGAGCAUCUAAGAACCCACACAGGGGAGAAGCCUUUUGAAUGCUCAGAGUGUGGGAAGAGAUUCAGUCACAGUGGUGCUCUUCAAGAGCAUCUAAGAACCCACACAGGGGAGAAGCCUUUUGAAUGCUCAGAGUGUGGGAAGAGAUUCAGCCACAGUAGCGCUCUUCAAAAUCAUGUAAGAACCCACACAGGGGAUAAGCCUUUUGAAUGCUCAGAGUGUGGGAAGAGAUUCAGUCGUAGUGGCAGUCUUCAGGAACAUCGAAGAACCCAUACAGGGGAGAAGCCUUUUGAAUGCUCAGAGUGUGGGAAGAGAUUCAGUCGCAGUGGCACACUUCAAAAUCAUCUAAGAACCCAUACAGGGGAGAAGCCUUUUGAAUGUUCAGAGUGUGGGAAGAGAUUCAGUCACAGUGGUGCUCUUCAAAAUCAUCUAAGAACCCACACAGGGGAGAAGCCGUUUGAAUGCUCAGAGUGUGGGAAGAGAUUCCGUCGCAGUGGCCAUCUCCUAGAACAUCAAAGAACCCAUACAGGGGAGAAGCCUUUUGAAUGCUCAGAGUGUGGGAAGAGAUUCAGUCAUAGUGGUGCUCAUCAAGAGCAUCUAAGAACCCAUACAGGGGAGAAACCUUUUGAAUGCUCAGAGUGUGGGAAGAGAUUCAAUCGCUGUGGUGCUCUUCAAAAUCAUCUAAGGACCCACACAGGGGAGAAGCCUUUUGAAUGCUCAGGGUGUGGGAGGAGAUUCAGUAGCAGUAGCCCUCUUCAAGAACAUCUGAGAGCCUGUAGGGGAAUUUUGGACGUCCAGGCUGCUACCAGGAAUCCCCAACCCCAUUAGCGUUCUUUCCUAUGGGUGGUUGGAGUCUGGGUAGGGAAUUCAGGCCUUCAGAGGGAGAGAAACACAGCGAGGACAGUUGCCUUAAACGAAAAAUAUUAUUAACUCUAAAACCAUACAGUCUAAGGCUGUGAUCACGCACACAAAACAAUCCACUUUCA
Molecule: messenger RNA, 2217 nt
Organism: Gekko japonicus
Lineage: Eukaryota; Metazoa; Chordata; Lepidosauria; Squamata; Gekkonidae
Product: oocyte zinc finger protein XlCOF6-like
Exons: 3
Coding region: 2-2059 (685 amino acids)
Biological process (GO): regulation of transcription by RNA polymerase II
Molecular function (GO): RNA polymerase II cis-regulatory region sequence-specific DNA binding; DNA-binding transcription factor activity, RNA polymerase II-specific
Source: RefSeq, a predicted model, not a curated record